CGCUGAAUAAGCCACACGACACGCAUUCGACGGAGAAGGGUUUGGUGUGCGCAUGCGUAUAACUGCAGUCGGCGAAACGGAUAAAAUACCGAUACCGGAUCGUGCAGCACCAGUGUGGUAGCGUGACAACCGCCGAGUGGAGUUUGUCUUGAGCCGAACCUUACUUCGACACAUCGCAAUUCGCUAGGCCACGUGCUCGUCAUUCAACAAAUAAUAUUACGCUGCAACCGAAUAUCGUAACUCUAAAAAGAAAUGGCAGAUUCGAAUUACCCGAAGUGCCAGAAGAAGAUCGAUCCACAUUUCGGAACUAAAGCUAUUCACGUGGGCCAAAAUCCUGACCAGUGGUCUUUCAAAGACGUCGUUCCUCCGAUUUCGUUGACCACCACCUACAAACAAUACGGCCCAAACGAUCAYGCUGGAUUCGAGUACAGCAGGUGUGGCAAUCCGACCAGAAAAGUGUUGCAGAACUGCAUUGCUUCGCUGGACGCAGGCAAACACUGUCUGACAUUUGCUUCCGGUCUUGCCGCCACCACGGCAGUGGUCCAACUGUUGCAGGCCGGAGACCACAUCCUGUGCGGCGAUGACAUGUACGGUGGCACAAAUCGGUACUUCUCGAAGAUCGCGUCUAAAUUCAAUGUGAAGUUCACAAUGACCGACAUGACGAACGACAAGAACAUUGCGAAAUUAAUUUUGCCAGAAACCAAGUUAGUGUGGAUGGAGAGCCCUACAAACCCAUGCAUGCGAGUUGUGGACUUGGAAUCGAUUUCGACGAUUGUUCAUAACAUACGAAAAGACAUAAUCGUAGUUGUCGACAACACGUUCCAGACACCUUAUUUCCAAAGACCACUCGAAUUGGGUGCAGAUGUCGUGCUUUACUCUCUGAGUAAAUAUAUGAAUGGUCAUUCGGACGUCAUAAUGGGUGCACUUGUCGUAAACGAUACGGAGUUAUUCGAUCGUCUAGCCUAUAUUCAGAAUUGUAAGUACUUACACUCAUAUAAGUUAAUUCGUUUUGAUAUUAUGCUAUAGUGUGGUCCUACUGUA
Molecule: messenger RNA, 1041 nt
Organism: Diuraphis noxia (Russian wheat aphid)
Lineage: Eukaryota; Metazoa; Arthropoda; Insecta; Hemiptera; Aphididae
Gene: Cth
Product: Cystathionine gamma-lyase
Biological process (GO): transsulfuration
Cellular component (GO): cytoplasm
Molecular function (GO): cystathionine gamma-lyase activity; pyridoxal phosphate binding
Source: RefSeq, a predicted model, not a curated record